Gadus macrocephalus (Pacific cod) is the source of this 1173-nucleotide messenger RNA. RefSeq lists its product as uncharacterized. Lineage: Eukaryota; Metazoa; Chordata; Actinopteri; Gadiformes; Gadidae. The transcript is spliced from 6 exons. The record is from RefSeq and is a predicted model, not a curated record. The coding region runs from base 27 to 1049 and encodes 340 amino acids.
CCAUCCCCACCCAAGUUCCCAGGGUGAUGCAGGAGGAGCAGGAGAUGGAGGAAGAGCUGCUCAGCCAGAGACUUCCUGAGCAGCUCAGGGAGCAACUCUACGGGACGUUUGGCACGUGGGUCCAACACGGCAAAGUCUUUGGCAGGGCUCUCCCACCGAUGAGCACCGCAGAGCAGGACCUCAGAGGAGCGGACGCAGCCGUCCCCAGCAACACUCUGGCUGACGACCCUGUCGCUCUGGACCCCAGUCUGGACGCCCCUCAGAAGGAGCAGCCCGACAGCCACAGCCGUUGUGAUCCGUUUGUGAUGGAGAACAGUAGCUCUGGCCCUGUCACUGGAGAUCCCCUUCCUCCAGCAGCUCAUUCAGAGAACGGAGAGUCUAACUCCGUCUCCACAACCGACCCGGUUGUGAUCCAGCGGUCCACCGUUGGAUUCAUUGUGGCCCAGCUGUUCAGAGGCCGGGACGAAAUGUCCUCCCCGUCCCACAUCGACCGGUACCGGGCCUUCCAGAACCUGGUUGUCCGGGAAGUCCACCUCCUGCUGCAGGAGGACGCCACCAUGAACCAGUACAACCCUGGGUUUGAGCGGACCCUGGAGCACCUGAAGGACCCCGUGCAGGAGGAGAAGCUGGGUCUGCAGCUUCGCUGGGUCCUUGAGGAUAGGCUGAAAGAGGCCUUGCCCGGCGUGUGCCUGUCCAGGGACGGGCUCAUGAAGGACCCCCCGAACACCCUGCUGGCCUGCUCCCUGAUCGCCACAGAGGUGCUUGAUCACCUGAAGACCUCUGUGAGCUCUCCUGACUACAACAAUGAGGCAGAGGAGUGUCUUCACGGGGAACAGUUGUUGGCCCCCGCUAAGGACCCCCAGAAUGCCCUGCUGGCCUCUAAUGAACCGGACCCCCAGAAUCCCCCUGAUGACUUCAAGGGAGCAGAGGAGUGUCUCCACGGGGAAGACACAACGUUGGUCACCUCCCCUAAGGAGACUGUGGAGGUGAAGAAGAAAAAGAGGAGGUGGUCUUGGCUUCGCCGGCUCUUCACCUGCAAAAGAAAAUAAGCACGCCACUGCUUGUAUAUAACUUGCAUUUAUUGUUUUUCUUAUUAUUGUUUUAUACCUUGAUUUAUUUUGUACAUUUUUGGAAUGAAUUAUUGUGCUCAAAUAAAUGUUUCCCUGAAUUCUC